AUGGGCAGUCUUCAAAUUCCAACAACGACCCAUCUUUCGUUUGCGAGAUAUGCGCGGAACCCAAGUCUGGAAGUGAGUCGUUUAGCAUCAAAGGUUGUAGCCAUUCUUACUGUUCCGGGUGCAUGGCCAGUUGCUAAAGGUCUUAUGGCUAAAAUGUAUAGGCUAAAUCAAAUAUUGGACUACCCAGAUCCCGUUGGCCAUGUGUUUUCAGAAGCACUUUGGAAAGCAGGCGUGUUUCCAAACCAUCCAAGACUUGGUGUAUUGCUCUCAAAGAAGUUUCCUGAACAUUUUAGCAAAUUACAACUUGAACGUGUUGACAAGCUUGCUUUGGAUGCUUUACAUGAUAAUGCGAAACUUCAUUUGCAGUCUUUGGAGCCAUGGAUUCAGUUUGAUGUUAUAAUUGGAAACUGCAUGUGCAUGGCUGCAUUUCUGGCCAUUCAGGCUCCACUUUUAAAAAAGUAUCCUGCAAACAUAUCAGUCACUGCAUAUUCAUACUUCUUUGGUACUUUGUUGAUGGUGGUGACAUCAUUCUUUCUGACCAACGAAUCAAUAGACUGGGCUCUAACACAAUCUGAGGUUUUAGCUGUAAUAUAUGCUGGCACUAUUGCAUCUGCACUUAAUUAUGGACUUCUGACAUGGUGCAAUAAGAUCUUGGGGCCUACUUUGGUUGCUACAUACAAUCCACUUCAACCUGCUGCUUCUGCCUUCUUGUCCAGAAUUUUCCUUGGGAGUCCUAUCUAUUUGGGAAGGUUUUGGUCCUAUCACUCUCAACAAUUGUUUGUGCACUAAAUUAUUCUAGUUGUUGAUCAUUGACAUAAUGCUAUCUAA
Humulus lupulus (European hop) is the source of this 828-nucleotide messenger RNA. Its product is annotated as protein NAP1-like. Gene Ontology annotation, cellular component: plasma membrane. The record is from RefSeq and is a predicted model, not a curated record. Gene Ontology annotation, molecular function: transmembrane transporter activity. The transcript has 6 exons. Lineage: Eukaryota; Viridiplantae; Streptophyta; Magnoliopsida; Rosales; Cannabaceae. The coding region runs from base 1 to 789 and encodes 262 amino acids.